CGCUCACAUGUCCUUAGUGUUCCGAGUGGUGGUGGAGUAGUGUUGGUGCGCCAGUGCCGGCCGAUACCGCGACCAGGCUGGCCGUCCUCGCCUCUUCAAUCAGUUUCCACAGCAGUGCGAUUUGCGAAACAUUUCUACGUACAUUGUGCAAGCUCUAUCGACAUGUUGCCUACGACGGUGCUUCUGUUUGUGCUGCAUUUUGUCGCCGCUGAUAUACCAUCAUACAUAAAAGUAUGCCAGCGGAACGACCCAGAAGUAGACAAAUGCAUCAUGAACUCGGUGGACUUGCUAAGGCCUAAGAUGAUAGAGGGUAUCCCAGAGUUAAACGUGCCAGGCAUCGAACCUCUAAGCUUGGGUCAGAUUGCGUUGGCUCGAGGCCCACAGGGCGCCAAGCUGACAGCAGUCGUCAACGAUGUUAAAGUUCGCGGACCUAGCAACUUCAUCAUACAGGAACUUAAGUCAGACCUCGACAAGAACAGGUUCGACUUCAAGCUGCUGCUGCCGAAGCUGGACUUCGCCGGCAAGUACAAGAUGGACAUCCAGGUGCUGCUGCUGCGACUCCAGGGCCGAGGGAACAUCACGGGAACCUUCCGAGACUACGCUUGCAACGUCACGAUGAGAGGACACAAACAGAAGAUCGGUGAAGACGAGCACCUACAGUUUGAUCCCUUCAAAGUGAAGCUCCGUGUCGGUCAGUCUUCCAUCUACCUGACCAACUUGUUCGACGGCGAUCCAGUCCUGGGACCCGCCACCAACCGGGUCAUCAACGAAAACUCACAAGUAUUCCUACAAGAAAUCAGUCCGGUCCUAGAGAAGAGCCUUGCGGACCUCUUCACAGAAAUGGCAAAUAAAAUAACGUCGAAAUUCACUUACAAAGAAUUAUUCCCGUGAUCCGUGCUCAUAUUGGAGUGAUACAGUAAUUUUAGUUUAUUUGUGAUUUCGUAUGUACGUCUGUUUAUGUAUUUGUUGGCGGUUAACGUGUCGAAAGCUUGACAAAAAUCUGAAAUAUGUUAGGGUUGGCUUACACCACAUUUCAUCGACUAUUGUAACUAUCAUUUUCAUAUUCAUAUUCCAUUUUGAAGUCAACCCUAUAAGGCUCAAUUUGUACAGUGAUGUGUCAGAGUUAUUAGAUGUUAGUUAUAAGGUAUUGGUUAUAUAAGUGGUAGAGUAAGUUUGUAAAUAAAUAGUCUAGUAAGUAUAGUAUUAUUUAACUGAACCUGUACUGCUGACGCAACUUGAGAUUGUAUGAACAAAUUCUGGAAACGGAUAAAUAGAAUUUAUUAAUUCAUGAACAAACUACAUUAUUAUAAGUAUAUUACAGUUUAGUAGAUAUUUUGUUGUAUUAUAUCUAUUUAAAUAAAGAAAAAUCGCCAAAUGUGUAACUCUCUUGUGUAGAGACAAAAUCUUUGUACUGAAUUUGAUAUUACUUUUAUUUUAUUAUGUAUGUAUUUGUUAUUUAAUUGAUAUAUUUUUGUAAACUUCUGCUUUUGCUUUACUGAAGCAUCUGCUCUUCAGAAGGUAUUAACUUAUUUUAUGUACUUACUUAUAUAUUAUAUUUUAUUUUACGUACUGAAAUGCCCGGAAAAUUAUGAUUUAUAACAGGACAUAAAUCCAUGACUCGUACAUUGAACUACAACACUAUAUAGAAAUAUGUAUAUGUAGCAGAAUGUAUUUAUCCGUUUCCUUCGAAAUGAAGUUUCCAUAAGACUUUAUGUUGUAAUUACCACAUCAUUGACAUGUGAUAUCAGGAGAUAAUGUAAAAAUAAAUAUGUUUGUCAGUGAA
Molecule: messenger RNA, 1783 nt
Organism: Spodoptera frugiperda (fall armyworm)
Lineage: Eukaryota; Metazoa; Arthropoda; Insecta; Lepidoptera; Noctuidae
Product: protein takeout
Exons: 5
Coding region: 163-891 (242 amino acids)
Source: RefSeq, a predicted model, not a curated record